CAUCCCCCCCCGCAACUUCUUUUACAUUAAAUCACUUUCUUUGGCCCUCCACUUUCCUCCCUCCCCAUGCUCAAAAGUUAUUAUACUUCUGCUGUCUUAGCUGUCAAAUCCUCCUCAAACCCAUUAGGUCUCCUUUUGUGUUCUUCCACUGCACGAUUUCUGCCGUGCCUUUCACCCCUCCAACUCCAAACAAGAGCGAUGUCGGCCACUGCGGGUCGUCCGGAUCCAUUUCAACCUGCAAAGAGAGUCGCUGGUCAGCGACAGGAUGUCUGGUCUAUCGUCAAUGAAGCCGCGGCGGCUUCUCCCGUCCAGCCGAUUGUGAACAUGGGACAGGGUUUCUUUGGCUAUAACCCUCCCAAGUUCGCUCUCGAUGCUGCCAAAGCGGCUCUCGACCGAGUGGAAUGCAACCAAUAUUCCCCCACGAAGGGUCGCCCACGCCUCAAGAAGGCUAUCGCCGACGCAUAUUCCCCUUACUUUGGUCGAACUAUCAACCCCGAUACCGAAGUAUCGAUCACCACUGGCGCAAAUGAGGGAAUGCUGAGUGCCUUCAUGGGGUUCAUCGAACAAGGAGAUGAGGUUAUUAUAUUCGAGCCAUUUUUUGACCAGUACAUCAGCAACAUCGAGAUGCCUGGUGGCACAAUCCGAUAUGUUCCCCUCCAUCCUCCCAAGGACGGAGCGACUCGCACCUCUUCUGCAUCAGAAUGGACCAUUGAUUUCGAAGAGCUGGAGAAAACCAUCAAUCCAAAGACCAAGAUGAUUGUCCUGAACUCCCCUCAUAACCCCGUCGGAAAGGUUUUCUCGCGUGAGGAACUUGAGCGCAUUGGUGACCUCUGUGUCAAGCAUAACCUUAUCAUUCUCUCCGAUGAAGUCUAUGACCGCCUUUACUACGUUCCAUUUACUAGAAUCGCUACUCUGUCUCCAAAGCUGUGGGAACGAACACUCACCGUCGGUUCUGCCGGCAAAGCAUUCUACGCAACUGGUUGGCGUGUGGGCUACCUGAUCGGACCGGAGCAUUUAAUCAAGUAUGUAGCCGGGGCACAUACCCGAAUUUGCUACAGCAGCGUGUCCCCCCUUCAAGAAGCGGCUGCUGUUGCCUUCGAACAGGCCGACAAGGAGGGAUUCUGGGACCAAAGCCGAACGGAGAUGAAGAACAAGAUGGAGAGAUUCUGUGAGGUCUUUGACGAACUUAACAUCCCGUACUCGGACCCUGAGGGUGGCUACUUCGUCCUCGUGAACAUGGCCUCCGUCCAGCUCCCUGGGAACUACCCGUUCCCUCCCCACGUUGCCAGCCGGCCCCGCGAUUUCAAGCUUUGCUGGUUUCUCAUCCAUGAAGUCGGGGUGGCUGCCAUUCCUCCGACCGAGUUCUAUACGGAUGGAAAUUCGCAUAUUGCCGAGAAUUACCUUCGUUUCGCGGUCUGCAAGGAGGAUGAGGUUCUGGAGACUGCAAAGGAGAGGCUCCGCGGUUUGAAGAAGUACAUUGUGCGAUGAACUGCUGCGUCACCGUUUCACUGUAAUAAACGAUAGUGAGUGGGAGUGAUGACGGUUUAAUAUUUCUACUGGUUAUUAAAGAGGGAUAGAUUACUUCUUAGAUAGCCUAGCGGAACCAAUACCAUAUUACUUCUUCUUCUUCUUCUUCUUCUUCUUCUUCAGAUAUCAUGUCUCUUUUUCCUUUUCCUAUCUCAAUUUCCUAUUAGCAGUAUUUAAUCGAACAGAUGCACCUCAUGUAUGACUUUACAAGAUGUCAAAAAAAAAAAAGGUAUCCCAGGGCACACGAGUCACGACGUGAUCAGAAGGAAACAAACAAAGUCAGAGAA
Molecule: messenger RNA, 1814 nt
Organism: Aspergillus ochraceoroseus IBT 24754
Lineage: Eukaryota; Fungi; Ascomycota; Eurotiomycetes; Eurotiales; Aspergillaceae
Product: kynurenine--oxoglutarate transaminase
Exons: 9
Coding region: 199-1488 (429 amino acids)
Biological process (GO): biosynthetic process
Cellular component (GO): mitochondrion; cytoplasm
Molecular function (GO): pyridoxal phosphate binding; L-kynurenine:2-oxoglutarate transaminase activity
Source: RefSeq, a predicted model, not a curated record